Messenger RNA from Cyprinus carpio (common carp), 1643 nucleotides. RefSeq names its product microtubule-associated protein 1 light chain 3 alpha. Gene Ontology annotation, cellular component: cytosol; autophagosome membrane; autophagosome. NCBI's taxonomy places the organism in Eukaryota, Metazoa, Chordata, Actinopteri, Cypriniformes, Cyprinidae. Gene Ontology annotation, biological process: macroautophagy; autophagy of mitochondrion; autophagosome assembly. The record is from RefSeq and is a predicted model, not a curated record. Gene Ontology annotation, molecular function: ubiquitin protein ligase binding.
CUUCAGUACAUUGUCUCGAGCCGUUUUGCUUACAGUGAGUCAGGAGGUCGAAAAGAAGCGAAGUCGACCGAGAAUUUAGCAUACAAUAACAUAUAACGCCUUUUAGUUCCUUUCUACCACAUUCAAGCCCAGUUAUGCCAUCCGACAGGCCCUUCAAACAGAGACGGAGCUUUGCUGAUCGUUGCAAGGAAGUGCAGCAGAUACGAGAGCAACAUCCCAAUAAAAUUCCGGUGAUCAUUGAGAGGUAUAAGGGGGAAAAGCAACUUCCCGUCUUGGACAAGACCAAGUUCCUCGUUCCUGAUCAUGUUAACAUGAGUGAGCUGGUAAAGAUAAUCAGGCGUAGACUGCAGCUCAACCCCACCCAGGCGUUUUUCCUUCUCGUCAAUCAGCACAGCAUGGUCAGUGUGUCCACCCCCAUUUCUGAGAUCUACGAACAAGAGCGAGAUGAAGAUGGCUUCCUCUACAUGGUUUACGCCUCCCAGGAGACCUUUGGUUGCUAAGCCGGCCACUCGCCCUUUGAGAGAGGGACAGCAGAGGGAGGAAGAGACGUCAACAGGAAGCAGGCUCACCCAAAUGUACUCAUCAUCCCUUCUCCUUCCUUGCUGGUAUGAAAUAAAAUCAAGCCGUUGUUUCUUCUCCAUGUGACACUACAGUACAAACCACAGCACAACCGUAAACGCUAUUCAGACCCUUUGCCCCAUUUCAAACGUAGUUUUUUUAUAUAUAUAUAUAUAUAUAUAAGCUCAAUGUAGGUAUUACAAUGUUAAUACUUUGUAUUUGGCGCCAGUUGCUUUUUUUCCCUGGCAUUUUAUUACUUUUAGGCCGUUAUGUCAAAUAAUUAGUAGCAUAUGUUCUUGUAAAUAAGUGAGUGUUUUUUUUUUCUUUGUUUUAGGAUUAAUUUGCUUUUUCUGUCUGUUUGCUUGUAGUAAUUUCCUGUUGCCAGACCUUAGUGGUGCUGGUGUAAGAUUGUAAAAUCUUACUUCAGAAUUAAGUGCUUAUUAAUCAUAAUGCAACGUAGUUCUCAUCAAAUUUCCUGUUUCUGAAGCCUUUAUGAGCCUGUGUUUAUUUCUGGGCUCCUGUGUAAAAAUAACUCAUCCACUCAUUGUAGAAUAAAGAUACUGCCUGACAGUAACUGUACUCAAAAGUCACAUUGAUCUGUACUGUACACAUGUGAGCCUAAAGAACUUGAGAUCUUUUGGCAUCUGAGAGUAUUCUGCAGUCUGACUCACAUAAUCUUUAGUAGAUGCAAAUAAAUUGCUUUUUUUGCACAAUUAAAACAUCUAAGAGGACAAAACUAUUAGAAGUUCAACAAUUAUAGCACAUGAAUAUAUAUUCUCCUUUAUACUUGUUUUUUUUUCUAUCCUGUGUCACCAUACGAGCUGUAUGCCUUCUGUUAAAUCUCUAAUGAAGGGAUUGUGAUGCACUACUUUGCAUGAUUUUUCUCAUCCUUUUUUUUUUAUAUUGAUUUAUGCUAUAGAUUUGUUAAUUAUUUCAGCUUUAUUUAAAGCUAAAAUACCAGAAAGACUUUGUAGAUGUUUGGAAACAAGACAAAACAACAACAAAAAAAAAACCCUGAAAUAUGUAUGUCUAUAUGUUUGAAAUGUUUGAAAAAUGUGUGUGUAUAAAUCAUUGUACAAAAUGAU